AUGCGUUUCCUUGAUGCGGGGCAAUUGCUCUGGUCAUUAUCACUCUCUACUGUUGUGGUUGGUUUCCCAAAUGUAGGAAGCCACGGUGACCAAGUGCACAGAAGCUUGCACAAGCGAUGCCCGUUUUCAAAUGAGCAGCCGCAGCCUAAGGCGCAUCAUGACAAGCGCUUCCUUUUCUCGACCAUGGACUCUCCCGUUGACAUCACCGGAGAACAUUCAUUCCAGCCUCCCAACUUUGACAAUGGCGACCAGCGUGGCCCCUGUCCUGGACUCAAUGCAUUGGCUAAUCACGGCUAUAUCCCGCGCAAGGGUGUGGUGUCGUUUGGCAAUGUUAUCACCGCAAUCAACGAAGUUUACGGUAUGGGAGUCGACUUAGCCACUGUCCUUGCAAUCAUGGGCACUGUCUGGACCGGUGACCCACUCUCUCUGGAUCCCAGCUUUUCCAUCGGAGGUCGUGAUACGGGCGUCAACAAUCUUCUGGACAACCUCGGAGGACUCCUCGGCACACCCCUUGGCCUGGAUGGGUCCCACAACUUCAUUGAGGCCGAUUCCUCCAACACUCGCGACGAUCUCUACGUCACAGGAAACAACCAUAAAUUGAACAUGGACAAGUUCAUGUCCUGGUACAACAUGUCAACCAACGGCACCUUCAGCAUGGACCUCAUGGCCGAGCGCGCAAAGAUCCGAUUCGAGGAGAGCAUCCAAACCAAUCCCAACUUCUACUAUGGGCCUGUCACUGGUCUUAUUGCUCGUAACGCGGGCUACAUCUUCUCCGGUCGCUUGUUCCGCAACCAUUCCCGCGAGAAUCCAGAGGGGGUUCUGACUAAGAGCAUUGUCCGGAAUUUCUACGGUAUCUACGGUGAGGAGGGCAACCUGACCUACCGUGAAGGAUGGGAGAGAAUCCCCGAGAACUGGUACAAGACUCCUUUAGACUACGGUCUCAUCCAACUCAACCUGGAUACCAUUGAUUGGAUUUUGCAAUAUCCAGAGCUUGGAAGCAUUGGAGGAAAUACCGGUACUGUGAACAGCUUUGCUGGUGUUGACCCCGCGGAUCUAACCGGCGGUGUCCUGAAUCUCGCUGGACUCUUGGAGGGGAAUAACUUGCUGUGUUUCGUCUUUGAGGUGCUCAAGUUCGGUAGUCCCAAUGCACUGGAUGGGAUUUAUAAGACCAUUGCUGAGCCGCUCGAGUGGGUCACCAACCUGCUUGCUGUGCCCUUGUUGAACCUGACCUGCCCGGCAUUUGAGGAUCUUCAAAUUGGUGGUAAGCCAUUCUGGGAAGCGCUUCAGAAUGAUUACCCGGGUGCUUUGAAGAGCGGCAGUGCAUUCUAG
Messenger RNA from Penicillium verhagenii, 1329 nucleotides. RefSeq names its product peroxidase family protein. The record is from RefSeq and is a predicted model, not a curated record. Lineage: Eukaryota; Fungi; Ascomycota; Eurotiomycetes; Eurotiales; Aspergillaceae. Gene Ontology annotation, molecular function: peroxidase activity. The transcript has 7 exons. The coding region runs from base 1 to 1329 and encodes 442 amino acids.